AAAUUAAUGUUGUUGGGUUUUGUUUGGCAGGGAUGGCGGGAAUACCAGACCAUGUUCCCGUUGAUUCUGAAACCAAAGCCCCCUCUUCUUCUUCUUCAACUCCUCCCUUAAAUGGGCCUCCCCAAAUAUCUGGAGGAGUAACUGGAAGACGUGGCGCACCAAAAGUGACCAGUAAAGAUGCUGUAGCAUAUCUCAAAGCAGUGAAGGAAGCUUUUUCUGACCAAAGAGUCAUAUAUGAAAGGUUUCUUGAGAUCAUGAAAGAUUUCAAAACUCAUAGACUUUGCAGAGUAGAUGUCAUUGCAAAAGUAAAAGAACUAUUUGAAGGGCAUAACAACUUAAUUAUGGGUUUCAAUACUUUCUUGCCAGAGGGUAUUGAGAUAACCCUUGAUGAAGAUGCGCCUCCAAAGAAGCCAGCUGAGUUUGAAGAAGCUAUCAAUUUUGUAAACAAGAUAAAGGAACGUUUCCAAGAUGACGACAACCAUGUUUAUAAGGCAUUCCUAGACAUACUGAACAAGUAUCGGAAGGAGGACAAACCUAUUUCUGAAGUUUACCUUGAAGUUGCUGUUUUGUUUGAUGACCAGCCAGAUCUGCUUGAUGAGUUCACUAAGUUUCUACCAGAUUCAAAUCCUGUUUAAUGUGGACAAAAGCAAUGUGAAUGCGGGAUAGGAAUACAGCAGGGUCGAGAUCUUAGUCUUGAUCAUCCUAAUCGCAUAAUGGAGGAGUAGAAUGAGAAAUUGGGGCAAUGGUGAAAGUAGAAUAGGGAUAGGAUAAAUUGGCAUUGUAAUCAUAGAGAGUAGAGAAAUAUUUCAGUAGGAACUACAGAUUUGCUUGGUGGAUUAUCAUUUCUUACCUCACCCCUUCAUGUGUGCACAUCUCUUUAUGUAUCGGAAUAUACAGUGUUUGUUGAUGAAAAUCACAGUCAAGGUUUGGUUUGAUAUGCCUGCUAUUACCAUCUGUUACAAUGCCUGUUCUUCAUCAUAAAGAUCUUCCAUGUUUUCAGUCGAAAUCUUUGGCUUUUAAGCCACCAUUUCAUUUCUCACUUCUUUUCUGGUGCGACCCUUCCCCUCUGUUCUGAAUCUUUAAUUUGGUU
Fragaria vesca subsp. vesca is the source of this 1090-nucleotide messenger RNA. Its product is annotated as paired amphipathic helix protein Sin3-like 1-like. The coding region runs from base 33 to 635 and encodes 200 amino acids. The record is from RefSeq and is a predicted model, not a curated record. NCBI's taxonomy places the organism in Eukaryota, Viridiplantae, Streptophyta, Magnoliopsida, Rosales, Rosaceae. Gene Ontology annotation, molecular function: transcription corepressor activity. Gene Ontology annotation, cellular component: chromatin; histone deacetylase complex. Gene Ontology annotation, biological process: negative regulation of transcription by RNA polymerase II. The transcript is spliced from 6 exons.